GAGGUAUCAGCUGCCGGCAGGAGGGGAGCGACGAGGAGGAGCGGAAGAAGAGACAGCAGACCUACAUUGCAGGCGACCAUUCCUUCACUGCUGGUGUCCAUUCACAGAUAGCCACCUGCAGACACAAAAACGCUCCUUUGCCCCUGAUUUUAAAUUUUCUUUCCCCCAAGGCUGAAGGUGUCCAAUAUGUGUCGGAUCUAACAUCUCCGGAGACAUCGAGGAAUAUCAGACUCCACCGGUGGAUGUGGACAACUAAACUGUGGAAAUGGAAAAGAUAGUGAAUUUAUCCGUUUCAGUUCUGCUUGUUUUAUGGGGAUGCGCGCUUGGAGGCUCGCCCAGUGUUCAAAUUGGGGGACUCUUUCCAAGGGGCGCGGAUCAAGAGUACAGCGCAUUUCGGAUAGGAAUGGUUCAGUUUGGCACCUCGGAAUUCAGAUUGACGCCCCACAUCGACAAUCUGGAAGUGGCGAACAGUUUUGCUGUAACCAACUGCUUCUGUUCGCAGUUCUCAAGAGGAGUGUACGCCAUUUUCGGAUUCUACGACAAGAAGUCUGUCAACACUAUCACAUCGUUCUGCGGGACGCUCCAUGUCUCCUUCAUUACGCCCAGCUUCCCUCUGGAUGGCAAUCAGCAGUUCAUCAUCCAGAUGAGACCUGAUAUCAAGGGGCCCCUCCUCAGCCUUAUCGAGUACUACAAGUGGGACAAGUUUGCCUACCUGUACGACAGUGAUCGGGGCCUUACGACGCUGCAGGUUGUUCUGGACACAGCAGCAGAGAGGAAGUGGCAGGUGACAGCCAUCAACGUGGGGAACCUGAAAGACGAGAGGAAGGACGAGGCUUACCGCUCGCUGUUCCAAGAUCUGGAGAACAAGAAAGAGAGGAGAGUGAUCCUGGACUGUGAGCAGGACAAAGUCAAAGACAUCAUGGAGCAGGUCAUUACAAUUGGCAGACAUGUUAAAGGCUACCACUACAUUAUAGCCAAUCUGGGUUUCAUUGAUGGGGAUCUAUCCAAGAUUCAGUAUGGUGGUGCCAACGUGUCGGGCUUUCAGAUUGUCGAUUUCGACGAUCCUCUGGUGUCGAAGUUUGACCAGAGAUGGGAGGCCCUAGAAGAAAAAGAGUAUCCAGGUGCAGACAGUAAAAUAAGGUACACAUCAGCGUUGACUUAUGACGCCGUUCAGGUGAUGACGGAGGCUUUCCGCUACCUGCACAAACAACGCAUCGACUUCACCAGGAGGGCCAACAAUGGAGACUGUCUGGCCAACCCCGCCGUUCCCUGGGCUCAGGGAGUUGAGAUUGAGCGAGCACUCAAACAGGUGCGAGUGGAAGGCCUGACAGGAAACAUCCAGUUUGAUCAACACGGCAAACGAGUCAACUACUCAGUGAACAUAAUGGAGUUAAAGACAAACGGUCCUGUAAAGAUUGGAUACUGGAAUGAAGUUGACAAAAUGGCUGUUACCAAAUCUGAUGUCUUUGCAAACGACACAACGGGAAUGGAAAACAAAACAGUUAUUGUCACCACCAUCUUGGAAGCUCCGUAUGUAAUGCUGAAAAAGAACGCUGACCUUUUUGUAGACAAUGAGCGCUACGAGGGUUACUGUGUAGAUCUGGCUGCGGAGAUAGCGAAGCACUGUGGCUUCAAAUAUCAGCUGAAGAUCGUGGGGGAUGGGAAGUAUGGAGCCAGAGAUGCAGAGACCAAAAUCUGGAAUGGGAUGGUUGGAGAGUUAGUGUACGGGAAAGCAGACAUUGCAGUGGCUCCUCUGACCAUCACUUUAGUACGAGAGGAGGUGAUUGACUUCUCCAAACCAUUCAUGUCUCUGGGAAUCUCCAUCAUGAUAAAGAAGCCUCAGAAAUCCAAACCAGGAGUCUUCUCUUUCCUGGACCCGCUGGCCUACGAGAUCUGGAUGUGCAUCGUCUUUGCCUACAUUGGCGUCAGUGUAGUGCUGUUCCUCGUCAGCCGCUUCAGCCCGUAUGAGUGGCACACUGAAGAGUAUGAAGACGGGCAGAUCCAGACCAAUGAGUCGACUAACGAGUUUGGCAUAUUCAACAGCCUGUGGUUCUCCCUCGGAGCCUUCAUGCGCCAAGGCUGUGACAUCUCACCUAGAUCUCUGUCUGGGCGCAUUGUUGGUGGCGUUUGGUGGUUCUUUACUUUAAUCAUCAUCUCCUCCUACACGGCUAACCUGGCUGCUUUCCUGACUGUCGAGAGGAUGGUCUCUCCCAUUGAAAGUGCAGAGGACCUGGCAAAACAGACUGAGAUAGCCUAUGGGACUCUGGACUCUGGCUCGACCAAAGAGUUUUUCAGGCGCUCAAAAAUUGCCCUCUUUGACAAAAUGUGGACAUACAUGCGGAGUGCAGAGCCCUCUGUGUUUGUGAAAACCACAGCCGAGGGGGUUCUGAGGGUCCGCAAGUCCAAGGGGAAGUACGCCUACCUGCUGGAGUCCACCAUGAACGAGUAUAUCGAGCAGCGGAAACCCUGCGACACCAUGAAGGUGGGAGGCAACCUGGACUCCAAAGGCUACGGGAUCGCCACGCCGAAAGGAUCCUCAUUAAGAAAUGCGGUUAACCUCGCAGUACUAAAACUGAAUGAGCAAGGCCUGUUGGACAAAUUGAAAAACAAAUGGUGGUACGACAAAGGAGAGUGCGGCAGCGGGGGAGGUGAUUCCAAGGAGAAGACGAGCGCCCUCAGCCUGAGCAACGUGGCUGGGGUCUUCUACAUUCUGGUCGGAGGACUCGGUUUGGCCAUGCUGGUGGCCUUGAUUGAGUUCUGUUACAAGUCCCGAGCCGAGGCGAAACGAAUGAAGGUGGCAAAGAAUGCACAGAAUAUUAACCCAACUUCCUCGCAGAAUUCACAGAAUUUUGCAACUUAUAAGGAAGGUUACAACGUAUAUGGGAUCGAAAGUGUAAAAAUUUAGGGGGUAGGGAACGAGGUUUUCAUAAAUUCCCCCCAAAUGCACGCUUUUUUGGCUCCAUCCGUUCCAUCCUUCAGUGUUAGUGAAUGAAGAGGUUGGCCAAAGGAUCGUAUGUACUGGUGAUUUAUGAUUUAAUGAGAGAGAGAGAUAUCCCCCCUUUUUAAAGAUUAAAACUGUGUUUGUCCAUUUAAGUUUCCUUGCUAUUUUAAACCAUUUUCAUGUAUGACUGUUGAUGGCCAUGCUUGUUAAUACCU
Plectropomus leopardus (leopard coralgrouper) is the source of this 3156-nucleotide messenger RNA. The record is from RefSeq and is a predicted model, not a curated record. NCBI's taxonomy places the organism in Eukaryota, Metazoa, Chordata, Actinopteri, Perciformes, Serranidae.